Molecule: messenger RNA, 1164 nt
Organism: Musa acuminata subsp. malaccensis (wild Malaysian banana)
Lineage: Eukaryota; Viridiplantae; Streptophyta; Magnoliopsida; Zingiberales; Musaceae
Product: F-box protein At5g50450-like
Molecular function (GO): protein binding
Source: RefSeq, a predicted model, not a curated record
AUGGCUUCGCAAUGCCUGAGACCCCAACCACAGAUGGGCGACAGAGGAGUUCGGAGGGCGGAGAGGAAGAGAACACCGACGGGGCAAGGAGAAGCCGGAUCGUGCUGCCGGAAACGGCCGCGGGUUGCAGCGACGGAGUUGCCGGCAAAGGAGGAGAGGGUCGAUUACUUCAAAAGGCUGCCGGAUGACAUCAUUGUGUCCGUGCUUUCCAAGCUCAGCUCCUCCGCUGAUAGUCCUUCGGAUCUUUUCAGCUCCAUGUUGACGUGUAAGCGGUUUCAUGUUCUGGGGCAACAUCCGCUGGUUUUGUCUAUGGCCAGCUCCAGAUGCCUCGCUGUUAGUGCGAAGACGUGGUCCGAUUCGUCUCAUGGAUACCUCAAGCGUUGUGUAGACUGCGGAAAUCUUGAUGCCUGCUACAUGUUGGGAAUGAUAAGAUUUUACGCUCUGGAGAAAAGAGGGAGCGGCGCGUCGUUGAUGGCUAGGGCGGCCAUCGGAUCGAACCCGGCAGCGCUGUACUCGUUGGCGGUAAUCCAAUUCAAUGGCAGCGGAGGGUCGAAGAAUGACAAGGAUCCCCGGGCUGGCGUUGCCCUGUGCGCCCGUGCGGCUUUUCACGGCCACGUUGACGCCCUGCGAGAGCUCGGGCACUGCCUCCAGGACGGCUAUGGCGUCCGUAAGAACGUCUCCGAGGGCCGCCGCUUAUUAGUCCAGGCCAACGCCCGGGAGCUCGCGGCCGCCAUCUCGUUCUUGCCUGCAUGGCAGAAGCAGCGUCGCCCGCCCACAGCAGCGGGGGUCACGGUGGCGGGUGAAACGCUACCAGGGUGCUGCCCCCUCCUCAGCGACUACGGUUGGAAUUUGCCGGCGCCGGAGCCGCAUCCAGCCAACCAGUUCCUGAAGGAAUGGUUCGAGGCGAGGGCAGGGUCGGCGGCGGAGGGUCUGAGGCUCUGCUCCCACCGCGGCUGCGGGCGGCCUGAGACACGCAGGCACGAGUUUCGGCGUUGUUCGGUGUGCGGCUUAGUCAAUUACUGCUCGAGGGCAUGUCAAGCUCUGGAUUGGAAGCUGUCGCACAAGGCGGAGUGCUUCCCGAUGAAUCCACAGGCUUUCGAUGGCGGCGUCGGCGCCGGCGCGGCCGCCGGAGACGAUGACGCCGUCGUGAUUGAGGAGGCGUAG